Messenger RNA from Drosophila kikkawai, 1026 nucleotides. RefSeq lists its product as uncharacterized. The record is from RefSeq and is a predicted model, not a curated record. Lineage: Eukaryota; Metazoa; Arthropoda; Insecta; Diptera; Drosophilidae.
UCGGAUUUGGCCACAAAGCAGGCUGAUCCACAAACGUCAGACUUGAAACCUUGAUUUUAAAAAGGUUUACAGAUAGUAGAAAGCAAUAUGUCCACGUGCUCAGAUGCGAAAGAUGUGGACUUUAUGCGCUGUUUGCAUUGUCAGAAGGUAAUACGUUUCUCCCGCUGCGAUCCCAUCUGUCUGCUGCGCCACGUGGAGACGGAUCACCCGAGUAAAUGCACUGUGAACAGCCGAAAGUCCAAGGGCGGCUGCGAGUCCCAGAUGUCCGAGAACAUGGAGCAAUCUAAGAAGACGGCGGCCUCAUCCCAGAAUUCCGAAACCAGCGAGAAGAUCAAAAGAAUGCACAUGCUGGCCGCAGAGCAUGGAAUCAGCGAGGAACGCCUCUCGGAGAUCAGCAGGAAGACGGGCCUCUCUGAAGAACAGAUGGCCAAUAAGGCGGAGGCAUAUAUGAAGAAAAAGGGUUAUAUCCCCUCCAGCCAAGUCUCUGGUGGUGGUGGCGAAAAGGGUUGCUGCCCAAACAGCGACGGUGGCUGCGAAAAGGAGGUGGCUCAACGAAGCAAGUGCUACAGGCUUUCCAUCAGACGCUGGGUUCCGGGGGAGGGUUGCAUCUUCUGUCCUUGCUGCGGCUGUCAGCGCCGUCCCAUGAUUAAGGCCGCUUCGGAGAUCGUGACUACCCGCUGCUGUGCCGCCGCAAUAGCGGUCUGCUGGCCAUUGUGCUUGCUACCCUGCCUGGCCUCCUCGGAUAACCGGGAGUAUCUGUACUGCUCCAACUGCAAUGCCUUUUUGGGCAUUUACGAGCGAGAGAAGAGCUGUGUCAGGCCCAGUAGGGAGUUUGUGACUUGCUGCAACUCUGCCACGCCACCGCCCACACCGAAGUAGCCGAAGGGAAGUCCUUGUAAUUUGGUAUUUAAAAUUUUUCGUAUACCCAUGGAGGAGGAGAGCCUUCUUGGAAAGCUUUGAUCAAGUUUACACAUAUUGCUUUUUACGAAAUAAUAAAAAUAAAAUUCGAAAAUAUUGAAAACAUUA